Chiloscyllium plagiosum (whitespotted bambooshark) is the source of this 3192-nucleotide messenger RNA. NCBI's taxonomy places the organism in Eukaryota, Metazoa, Chordata, Chondrichthyes, Orectolobiformes, Hemiscylliidae. The record is from RefSeq and is a predicted model, not a curated record.
AUUCAGUAAUGAGAGAAUUGAUUUUUUUUCUUCUGGCUUCAUGGAGAACUGAUUUGAUAGUAGAAACGAGGGCACCUCUCUCUUGCUACAUGUAAGGUUUGAGCUCUCUGUCUUAGUGACAGUUGGUGAAAGAACAUUGCUGAUUACGGACCUAAAGGAAUUAUUGGCAAGCACCAGCAUGAAGACCCUUGGUGUUUCAAAACCUUUUUGUUCACACUCAAGAUGCCUUCAGUCUGUUUAAAGGGAAAAACCAUCAUUUCCCGGGCAGACUGUUAAGUCUACCAAAGGUCUUGGAAAUUUCAGUUGACAGUGUUGAGUACCAGUUUUGAGAACUCAGACUGUAUGUAUCCAGGUUUCAAGAAACAAUUGUUAUGACAACCAGCAGCCAUUCAUGUCGGACACCUAUUGCUAACAGCCAUAUGAGUCGUUAUCCAGUGGCUCCAUUCCCUUUUAUCUUCCCUCAUUUACUCGGUGGAUUCUCAUCUCCUUCAAUAAAUGGACUUCAAAAUCAUCCACAUGCAAGUGGAUGCAGUACCCCCUCUCCUGCAACAAUUGAAACACAGAGUACCAGCUCUGAAGAGAUUGUACCAAGUCCACCAUCUCCGAUUCCACCUCCACGGGUAUACAAACCUUGUUUUGUGUGUCAGGACAAGUCAUCAGGCUAUCACUAUGGAGUCAGUGCCUGUGAAGGCUGCAAGGGUUUCUUUCGGAGAAGCAUCCAGAAAAAUAUGGUGUAUACAUGUCACCGAGAAAAAAGCUGUGUCAUCAACAAGGUUACCAGGAAUCGUUGCCAGUACUGCCGUUUGCAGAAGUGCUUCGAAGUGGGCAUGUCUAAAGAGUCAAGCAGACAGCAGGGACCUGGCGAUGUGACGUCACAAUGCCGCAAAGGAGAUUCUGAAAGGAGUUUGGGCAGAGGCCUGCUGAUUCCAACCGUAAGAAAUGACAGAAACAAAAAGAAAAAGGAGACACCGAAGCAAGAAUGUUCGGAAAGCUACACAAUGACAGCAGAGUUGGAGGAUCUUAUUGAAAAGAUUCGCAAAGCUCACCAGGAGACCUUCCCUUCUCUUUGUCAGCUGGGGAAAUAUACUACAAAUUCCAGUGCUGACCACCGGGUACGACUUGACCUGGGUUUGUGGGACAAAUUCAGUGAACUUGCCACAAAGUGCAUUAUCAAAAUAGUGGAGUUUGCUAAACGACUGCCCGGCUUCACAAGCUUGACCAUUGCAGAUCAGAUCACUCUGCUGAAAGCUGCCUGCCUGGACAUCUUGAUUCUCCGAAUCUGUACCCGAUAUACACCUGAGCAAGACACAAUGACCUUCUCUGACGGCCUUACCUUGAACAGGAUUCAGAUGCACAAUGCGGGGUUUGGCCCCCUCACUGACCUCGUCUUUACCUUUGCCAACCAGCUCCUGCCACUUGAAAUGGACGACACCGAGACUGGCCUUCUCAGUGCCAUCUGUCUGAUCUGUGGGGACCGCCAAGAUCUAGAAGAUGCAGGAAAAGUGGACAAGUUACAGGAACCACUUUUGGAAGCUUUAAAGAUUUACAUCAGAAAAAGAAGACCCAAUAAACCCCAUAUGUUCCCAAAGAUAUUAAUGAAAAUCACAGACUUGCGCAGCAUCAGUGCAAAAGGUGCAGAACGUGUCAUCACGCUCAAGCUGGAGAUCCCUGGAUCGAUGCCACCCCUUAUUCAAGAAAUGCUGGAAAACUCGGAAGGCCAUGAUCCCCUUGCACCUACAGCAGACACAAGCACAGAAACUAAUGGGAGCAGUGGUCUAGCACUUGAAGCAACUUCCAGCCCCAGUGUGUCUCCCAGCUGUGCAGCCCAUGGACCAAACAGCCAGGUAUCCAACACACAGUAAAUGGCGAGUGACCACAACCAUUCCCAAAUGUGAUAGCUUCUUCUCUCCUUUGCUCUGAGACAUCAAGCUCUGAAGGACCAGGUUGAUAAGUGUAUUUCCAACACUGACACCACGGAGGCUCAGGACUCCAAUGGACUUCUGGACAUGGGAAUGCUGAAUCCGAAACUGUGUAGGCCAGAGGCAGGCCUCCCAGGUUGCGUGCGGUAUGUUCAAAGCCUGCGGUCUGGUAAAACUAAUCUGUGUCCACUAUUGCAUGCUGGGAAGAAGCUGUGGAAAAUUAUGUCGAACUCUGAUUAUUACUUUAUUUUGCAGAAUUACUCCUCAAUGUAUUCUAAAUUUCUAUGCUGGAGUUUCUGGUGCUUUCUCAUUGCCUUGCAUAUCAUGUCUAAACACAUACACCAAGUUAUGGAACAAAGCCUAAGUACAUAAAUCAGGUGAGUUAUGCUUACAGAAUUCUUUGGUUUAGACAACAUGGGACAACCAUUAUUAUUCUCAAUGUUACUGUUGCAUUCUCUUGUAUUUCUUAGUGAAAAAAUACCUGAAGAUUAGGAUUUUAUCCUCAGUACACCAGCAUUCAAUUUUGUCAAAUAAACAAGGACAUAUUUCCAUCUCUUUUUGCAAUGAAAAACAAAGUUUAAGAUUUAACUUUUUUUAAAAAAAAAUGCUAGCACUUUGGGUGCUGGUAAUAAUUGUUUCCCACUGGCACGGUUAGCCUACCCACUACCAUGUUGUUUGUAUGAAUGUUUACAGUUCACAAGCACUUAAGUAACAGAAUUUUUUUUAAAAGAAAAGCAACUCUUUGCGUACAUUUAGCCUGAACAUAUUAUUUUUUGUGGUAGGGUUCACUCAUUGCCUACUGGUUUUGUGCUAGCCUAAAGAGCUAGUAAAAAAGUUUUGUUUAGUUAUUUUAGCUGAGCAGAUUCGUUUCAUGUUCGGCAACAUAUCAAGAGAUAAAAUAAAGCACUGCAUGUUGUUUGCAGUAAAGAUAGCCUCCAAGGCACAACACUUUUCAGUGUUAUUUUGUUAUUUUAUUCGCUUGUACAUGAGCCAGUAAGUAAAUUUCAUCUGGUGGCUGACACACAUUAUAUCUCUCUGCAGAAGCGUGGUCUAUCGUAGAUUUGUUCUUGAGUACAGUAAUUUGAGUUUAUUGAACCAUUCUUGUAGUGUCUGAAGCACUAGUGGGGUGUUGCUUUCUAGCAUUAGGACUGCUCUGUACUUCAACUGGCUCAGUUUGUACAUUGAGAUUGUUUAACAAUGCUAUCUAUGUUCAUAUACUGUUACCUUUUCCAUCAAGUUUCCUGGCAAAAGAAUAAAGUAUAUUUAUUUUAAA